AUGCACUCUUCAUCCUUCUCUUCACCUGAAUCAGGUCCAUCCUCCCAACGACUCAUCUUGACCUCUUCUUCACCUACCCACACCACCGAAUCAGGUUAUUCCAGCGACCCCGAGCAUGAGCAAGGCUCAGAAUCACCCACCGAAUCCGAAACGUCCAUCGAAGAAUUCUCACCCGAAUCCAAACCUGUCAAACUUCCAUCCAACAAUCAAGAUGUUAAACCAUUAGCAUCUCGAUAUCCCAAAAUAUUCGCCAACCCCCCUCUCCCUCCUGCUCCCUCAGCUAGACCCAAUCGAGUUAGGGGCUUAUCACCUUUGACAUCAGUCAGCACUACUUCCAAUUCGCCUUCAUCAACGAUGGAAAAACAGUUUCAACCUAGAUUACCUAAAUCUCAACCUCUGUCACGAGCUUUGUUCAAUCGAUCGCUCUCCGAUCCUGCUCCCCAUGCUCAGGCUGGUAUCUUCGGAGGUGUAGGAAAGAAGAAGACUAGUCAGAAGGUCAUCGUUCCUACGAAAUCGUUCAGAACGACUUUCGAAUUGGGUUUGUCAGCUAGUGAAUUGGCUAGAAGGGCUUAA
Kwoniella botswanensis is the source of this 573-nucleotide messenger RNA. RefSeq lists its product as uncharacterized. The transcript has a single exon. NCBI's taxonomy places the organism in Eukaryota, Fungi, Basidiomycota, Tremellomycetes, Tremellales, Cryptococcaceae. The record is from RefSeq and is a predicted model, not a curated record. The coding region runs from base 1 to 573 and encodes 190 amino acids.